GGAAGUGAAAGUAGCUCACAGUGACUGUAAACAUGACAGAAGCUAGACUUAGAUAGUGAGUUUGCGAUUUUAAAAGCGAUUUUCAAAAAAAUACGAGUGCAGAAACUCCUCUGAACUCGCUUUCUGACGAGCUUUGAGGUGGAUAUGACAGCGAUGGCAGUGAAGGAGUCGAUAUUCCUCCUCCUGGUGUUGUUUUGCUCUCAGAUCGCCAGCCAGGAGGCGAUUCUGCGCGCGUCUAAUGGAUCUACAUUCAAAGAAUACUGUCUGGUGUUCAACUCGUCCUGGAGCAACAUCUCCGACAGCCUGAGAGCAGCGGUGGGGUAUCCCCUGGUGAACCUGACGUCCACUCAGCUGUGUGCGGCGGGUCAUGUGACCCCGGGCUCGGUGAAGGGUCAGGCUGUGGUCGUGAUGCGUGGAGGCUGUGAUUUCAGUCAGAAAGCUCUGGUUGCUCAGGGUCUGGGUGCGUCUGUGCUUCUGAUCGCCAGCAACAGCAAUCUGGUGUCGCCGUCAGCCAACGACUCAGAGUACAACAAGGUGAAGAUUCCUCUGGCCCUGCUGAGAUACCGGGACCUCCUGGACGCGCUGCAGGUGUUUCCUCAGGGAAUGGAGGUGAGGUUAUACGCUCCCCCUGUGCCUGCGUUUGACGCCAGCAUCAUCAUCAUGUUACUGAUCGCUGUGUUCACGGUGACCAUGGGCGGGUUCUGGAGCGGGGCGGCCGAGAAAGCGAAGCUGGCGGCGGGCCCGUCGUCAGAGGCGUGUGAGGAUCGGGCCGACAGCAGUGAACUCUCGCUCUACUCUCCUCUGAAGGUGCUGCUGUUCGUGGCCAUGAUGUGUGUGAUGCUCGUGCUCAUGUACUUCUUCUACAAGUGGUUGGUUUAUGUGAUUAUCGUCAUAUUCUGCCUGGCGUCGGCAUCCGCGCUCUACAACUGUCUGGAUUCCCUGAUGACGGCUGUGGGCUGCGGGACGCUCAGCGUGUCCUGCCAUGAGAGAAGUGUGUCUGUGCGGUCGCUGCUGCUCGCCGCUGUCUGCAUUACACUGGCUGUGAUCUGGGGCGUGUACAGGAACGAGGACAGGUGGAUCUGGAUCCUUCAGGAUCUGCUGGGAAUCGCCUUCUGCCUGAACUUCCUGAAAACCAUCAGCCUGUCAAACUUUAAGAUCUGUGUGAUUCUGCUGAGUCUGCUGCUCCUCUACGACGUCUUCUUCGUCUUCAUCACACCGUUCCUGACAGCUAAUGGAGAAAGCAUCAUGGUGCAAGUCGCUCUCGGCCCGGGUGGAAGUGGAGGGAAGACUGAUGGAGUGUUUGUUCCCGCCGAUCCCUCGUCCUCCUAUGAGAAACUGCCUGUAGUGAUGCGUAUCCCACAGUUCUCUGCGGUGGCUCAGAACCUGUGUAUGAUGCAGUUCUCCAUUCUGGGCUACGGUGACAUCAUCAUACCAGGACUGCUGGUGUCGUACUGCCAUAAGUUUGACGUGUGGACGGGAAACUCCAGAAGAACAUACUUCAUCUCCAGCGCUGUCGCGUACGCCGUGGGGCUCGUGCUGACGUUUGCAGUGAUGCUGCUGUCUAAGAUGGGCCAGCCGGCUCUGCUGUACCUGGUGCCCUGCACACUCCUCACCUGUGCCGUCCUCGCCGCCGCCCGCAAACAGUUCCGCAGCUUCUGGACCGGCCCCAGCGUCCCGGUCCUGGACGAGUCUAGGAAGCCGUUAUUAUCAGGUUUGAGCUCUUGUUUUAGUCUGUGUGUUGCUUCUGUAAUGCCUGUGUUCCUUCAGUUCCCCUGCCCAACACUAGGUGGCGCUAGAGGACUCAGAUGAUCUGUGUCUAGAUGAGCUGCUUCUGUCUCUCCC
Messenger RNA from Rhinichthys klamathensis goyatoka, 1842 nucleotides. RefSeq lists its product as uncharacterized. Gene Ontology annotation, cellular component: Golgi-associated vesicle membrane; cytoplasmic side of endoplasmic reticulum membrane; lumenal side of endoplasmic reticulum membrane. The record is from RefSeq and is a predicted model, not a curated record. The coding region runs from base 145 to 1809 and encodes 554 amino acids. Gene Ontology annotation, biological process: membrane protein proteolysis. The transcript has 16 exons. Lineage: Eukaryota; Metazoa; Chordata; Actinopteri; Cypriniformes; Leuciscidae. Gene Ontology annotation, molecular function: aspartic endopeptidase activity, intramembrane cleaving.